Racocetra persica is the source of this 1654-nucleotide messenger RNA. The record is from the annotation of a GenBank genome assembly. NCBI's taxonomy places the organism in Eukaryota, Fungi, Glomeromycota, Glomeromycetes, Diversisporales, Gigasporaceae.
UUAUGUUGGGCAAGAAGAACAGUCCGCUACGAUUACAAUUUCGGGAAUGUAUUCCCAAUUAGCGAUCAAUUUCAGUUUAGGUUUUGGAACUCUAGUAAUAUUUGGAAUUCUUAGACCUAGGAAUGGGAUCGUAUAUGCGCCAAAACAAAAAUAUUCUCCAGAAAAAAAACAACCACCAAAACUUGAAUCAGGCCUCUUCUCUUGGAUUAAACCAGUAAUAAGUGUAUCAGAAUCACAAUUAAUAGAAAAAAUUGUACCAUUAAAUAUUUAUGGUACAUAUCGUGAUUCGGAUAACAAAUUUCCAGAGUCUGAUAAUCCUCUUCAAUUCCUCAGUGUUUCCUAUCUAAACAAUAUACAAUGGUUUUGGAUUCAUGCUGCUUUCACUUGGAUAUUCUCAAUCCUUAUAUAUCGGCUCGUUCAUAAACAAUAUAAAGAUUAUGCUGAGCUAAAGAUGAAUUACUUUGAAUCUGAUGAAUAUCAAACUUCUUUACAUGCAAGGACAUUAUUGGUCACCAAUGUUCCACACUCGAUGCAGUCUGAUCAAGGUUUACUAAAACUUUUGGAUUCUUUCAAUGUCAAAUAUCCUAUUUCUCAAGCACAUAUAUCUAGAAAAGUAGGGAAAUUACCUGAAUUACUCAAGAAACAUGAUGAUUCUGUUCGGAAAUUGGAGUCAGUUUUAGUAAAAUAUCUAAGUGAUCCGGAUAACAUUCCAGAAGAACGACCGCGUCAUCGCAUUGAAGGUUUAUACGGUCCUUCUAUUGAUAGUAUUGAAUAUUAUACUCAAGAGAUUCAGUCCCUUGAAAGUCAAAUCUUGGAGUGUCGUAAUGCUAUAUCGGAUAAAAAACCAUUGAAUUAUGGUUUUGUUUCUUUUAUCAACAUUACUGAUGCUCAUAAGGUUGCCAAAGAAUUGAGAGAUAAAUCAAUUAUUCAACGAACUCAACAUGUUGUUACUCCAAAAGUAGUACUUGCUCCAUUACCAAAAGAUAUUAUAUGGGGUAAUUUAUCAAUGUCUGAUGCUAUUAGAGGUCCAAAGACACUUAUCGGUCAUGCUCUUUUCAUUGCGUUAUGUUUUUUCUGGCUUGUUCCUAUAACUUUUAUAACUACUUUUGCUCAAGUUAAAAACAUUGAAUAUCUUCUUCCUUUUACAAAGGGUUUGAGUAAAAAUAAAUUUGUUUCCGGUAUCUUGGAAGCUUUGAUGAGCCCACUUAUAAUGGCUAUAUUUUUCCUUAUAUUGCCAUCUAUUCUUCGUCAACUUGCUAAACAACAAGGGAAGAUAUCAAAAUCUUCACUUGAUCGAUCUACACUUGGAAAAUUGUAUUUGUUCUUUAUUAUAAAUAGUAUCAUUAUUUAUACUAGUGCCUCAACACUCGUUGGUGUAUGGACAAAAAUCCGAAUAAAGAUUGAUGAAGGGGAUGCACAUUUGAGAGAUAUUUAUAAUGUCAUCAAACAAUCUAAUCUCCUCGACGAAAUUGCGGAUUCAAUGAUUAAGGUUUCCACUUUUUGGAUCAAUUACAUUUCUUUACGUGGUGUUGGAGCUGUAUUUGACUUGGCACAAGUUGCUUCUUUGUUGAUGAAGUUUAUAAAAAGAAGAUUUGUUAAGCCUACUCCUCGAAAUCUUAAAGAAUUCUCGCGUCCUCCAGACUUUGAUUAUCCU